This is a messenger RNA of Gadus chalcogrammus (walleye pollock), 6732 nucleotides long. It is a transcript of the gene opn7b, whose product is annotated as opsin 7, group member b. Gene Ontology annotation, cellular component: membrane. The coding region runs from base 165 to 1361 and encodes 398 amino acids. Gene Ontology annotation, molecular function: G protein-coupled receptor activity. The record is from RefSeq and is a predicted model, not a curated record. Gene Ontology annotation, biological process: G protein-coupled receptor signaling pathway; visual perception. Lineage: Eukaryota; Metazoa; Chordata; Actinopteri; Gadiformes; Gadidae. The transcript has 6 exons.
CACCACCACACUCUGCUCUGCAGCAUGCGCUGUGCCAUGCUUUGGUGCCGCGCUGGUGAUCGCGCAGCCAGCCGUGGUUAUGGAGAGGAUGCCUAGCUGUCGUGCUCCGGAGCGGAACCUAGAGAGACACUUUCAGGACGACUUUGGCGCAACCUCCCAGCAAGAUGGGAAAUGCCUCCGAAAUGAAUUUGCUUGUGUCAAGCAUAUCCAAAGAGAACGACUUUCUCAUGGCCACCAUUUACACUAUUUUUGGUGUGCUGUCUCUGAUGGGGAAUGGCAUCCUGCUCUUCGUGGCCUACAGGAAGAAGUCGUCGCUGAAACCUGCAGAGUUCUUCGUGGUCAACCUGGCCAUCAGCGACCUCAGCAUGACCAUCAGCCUCUUCCCCCUGGCCAUCCCGUCAGCGCUCGCUCACAGGUGGCUGUUUAACCCGUCGCUGUGCACUGUCUAUGCUUUCUGCGGGGUGCUGUUCGGCCUGUCCAGUCUGACCAACCUCACUGUGCUCUCCUCCGUCUGCUGGCUCAAAGUCUGCUGCCCCAACUAUGGUAACAAGUUCUCCUACUGGCAUGCCUGCCUGCUGGUGGCGGCGGUGUGGUGCUAUGCCAUGGUGUUUGCCCUGGGCCCCCUGAGCGGCUGGGGCCAGUACGGCGCCGAGCCCUAUGGCACGGCGUGCUGCAUCGACUGGAACGCCCCCAGCCACAGCCGGGCGGCCAUGAGCUACAUCAUCUGCCUCUUCUUCUUCUGCUACAUUGUCCCCUGCACCGUCAUUGCCCUCUCCUACGCCUUCAUCCUGAUGACCGUCCGAGGGUCCCGCCAGGCCGUCCAGCAGCACAUGUCCCCGCAGAACAAGGUCGCCAACACACAGACCCUCAUUGUUAAGCUCUCUGUGGCAGUGUGCCUUGGUUUCCUCAUUGCGUGGAGUCCCUAUGCCAUCGUCUCCAUGUGGGCAGCGUUCGGAGACCCACAGAAUGUGCCGCCGAUGGCGUUUGCCCUGGCAGCCAUGUUCGCCAAGUCCUCCACCCUUUACAAUCCCGUCAUCUAUUUGGUGUUCAAGCCCAACUUCCGCAAGUCCCUGUGCAGGGACGUGGCCCUCUUCAGGGGCACGCUGUGCGCCUGUCUGUUCCAAGCGGACCCCAUCCAGAAGGGUGCCUGUGAACAAUUGCAGCUCAAUGUAGAGCAUGACUCCGCGAGGCCGCCCAAUGGGCUGCAUGACAGCCAGUCCAGCAGACAAUGUCCCGAGAGCGGCUCUGGGGAACACUGCAGUGACACUCCCCAGAAGACCAAGAGAAUGCUGGCGGGGUCGCUGAACAGCGAGCUGACCGUAAGUCAGCUCUCCAACGAGGCGCAGAGCGACUUCCUCUAAAAACAAAAGGGGUAAAACGCCAACACGUCACCACACGACGUGUUGAGUUCACAAACAAGGUGUUAAGCAAUGGAACAAAAACUCUAAUUGGAAGUCAAAACAGAGAAAGGUCAAUGUUUGGAGGUUGUCUCGGUUUUGGCUGUGCUGUUGCAGAGAUAAUGGUAGGAGACUGCACAGUGCCGGGGCCUGAAAGCAAGAAGUGCAAGGGAUGGAGUAACGCAGUGUUCCUUGUUUUGUUCAGGAUAUAUAAACAGAUCAAACUCAGUCGAUCAACUCAUUCACUCAUGGCAAGAAGGGGUGUUCAGAAGAGGAUAUGAACAAAUGUAUUGAUACAGUGGUCAGGCUGCUACACCGGUUUGAUUUCAAACCUUUACAAACCUUUUUUGUCUAUGGAGGUUGGUGUCCGGACAGGACGCAUCAACUUGUCUUCACAUCGAUUCCUGGAAUAAUCCUGUUUAGCAGUGCUAAACAGGAUUAGCACUGCUAAACCCAAGUUUGGGUUUGCUGUUGGCCAAGAAGGUAUACUGACAGGAUCCGAGAUGAAUGGCCGGCCAUAUCAUGUUUGUUUGGGUACCCCCGGGCAGGGGGUUUCCCGAAGAGAGCCAUUCCAUGUAACGUGCGUCUGCAGAUUCCCAGCCUUCAGCGACAUGAUUGAGGAAAAUAUAUUCGGAGCGAAGAAAAUGAAAAGCCCCGUUCACUCAGCUUUAAGCUUGUCUGCCAUCAGUCAUCAGAGGUUACUCUAAACUCUGAUUCGUGAGAUGUUGAAAGAAGAGCUGUUUGAUCUUUUCGGAGAUCAAAUGGAUGUUUAAUGCCUCAAGUAUAUGUUAAAGUCUAAAAAGAGAUGACUUGAAACCAAAUAAGUGUAAAGCUCAAAAAUUGUGCAAUCGGAUUUGUGAACAUAAAUAUUCUAUCAGGGGAGAUGAGCGAUGGCAAAAAGCCAAAGCCAAAACCUGUACGCCUCCUCAAGAGGGAGACCAUUCGUCAUGCGUCACUGGAGAGAGAGAGUGAGAGUGAGAGAGAGGUCUUAUCCAGUGGAUUAGUGGGCAGAAAAUUUACCUCAUUAUUACAGAAACGUGUUCAGGAUCAUCCGUUCUGGAUGAUAAAACCACUGUAACUCUCUCUCCUGGCUUGACUUCACAACAACUCCCAUUACCAAUAUAAUUAGUCCAAAUUAAUUUAUUGUAGUGAUUCUGCAAAAGAGCGUUUUUAACAAUAGCGUGCCUGCAGUACUGCACUUUCGUCUUUAUAAUGAAUGUUUUUCCUGCAACUUGUCUAAUAACAAAUGUAAAUGUCUCAUCACAAAGACCAGGGUGCUGUAUUGCUGUUGUUUACAUCUGUGGUGGACACAUUCAAGCUGAAUCUGAAAUAUCAAAGUCAUUUUGAUAAAUGAUAUUGGUCGCAGGGAUUUAGUAAAGAUAGCAGAGAAAGUUACACAAUUUGAUAACCCAGACUGGGGUUCCAAUUAAGUUCCUCUUACAAGGCCGCAAGUCAUAGUGAGUCAGUAUUUCUGUACCUGUUUACAGUUUCACUCAUUGAUAAAUAUUGGGCUUGAUUCAUUGGUUCUCAAAACAUUAUUCAAAACAAUCUUAGUACUGGUUCAUUGCAACAGAAAUUGAUAAUCAUCAUAACAUUUGAUGAAAAACGACACAGGACUAACUUAACAUUUGCCCGGUUUUUGCCGUACUUCUGUGGAAGUGGUCAUGGAUUUGAAGGAGCAUACCUUACACAGGGUAAUUUUGGACUAAUUGGAGAUACAAAGUGUGUUUACGUGACUGUCAAGAGUGUAUCUCGUCAUUGGUUCUUCAAGAUAAUACCUCCAAUGCAAUCUGGAUGUCCAAACAUCUGGUCCUUUACAGCUCGUGACUGCGGAUCCCCUUUCUGCCCACGCCGGCCGGUAGUGCAGGUAUGUAGGCCUAUCUCUAUAGUGAGCUUGUUCAGCUCCCUGAAGACCCACAGAAUGAUCCAGAUGGAGGAUAAUGAUAAGUAAUGAUAGUGACGAUGUGGAUGAUGAGUGUAUGGCUUUAGUAUAGCCGUCUUCAGACCUUGCCGGCUCAUUUCACUGCAAGCCAUAUAGAUAAUAAGUGGUGACUGAUUUAUCUGAAUGGAGAGAUUUCUAAAUUGGCGUGCAUGGUCAUUCCACCCUUACAAAAACCAUGGUUUCCCUUUAAUGGUUGCUAAAUAAUGCAUUUCUGCAUGAAACAUUGAAAUGAGUGCAUUAUGGUGCCUUCCCUUCCCAUCUUAUUUGUAUCACUGAUGAGUAUUGUCAAAUAGAUCCAGCCAGAGUCGUGUGUUCAUGGAAUGAAGAUAAGCCUGAGGGAGACCAGAGAAGAAUGCACAGCUAUCAAUACUUUUCUUGAAGUAGAGAAAUCAAGUAAUCCAGCAAAUAUAUAUGUUUUGUAGGAACUUAUUACUUUGGAAUUGUCAUAACACUCAGGAGUUGCAGUAGGAAGGGAGAAGGGUGGAAAGGUAUGGUAAUUGUAUAACUCCUGGAGUGAUCACAUGGUACAGAACUACAGGCUCCAAUAUCAUACUUUGUGCUUGCAAAAAACAGAAUAGGGUGCUGAACUCUUAACAAAAACGGUAUUGCCUUGAUUGAAAAAAAUACUUUCAAUCAAUCAAGGAAAUAUUUUCUUCUUAGUAAAUUAUUACAAAUAUUAUACUAUAGUGUAUAGUUAUAAUAAUGAGCAAUAUUAUUUAAAUUGCUUAUAUAUGGUAUAGUUGUCGAUUCUAUGUGGUUACAAAGGUAUCUAUGUGCAUGCUAAACUGUGCGGAAAUUAUAUUGUAGUCUUGUAUCCCGAAUAAUAUGAGGAAUAUAAAAUGUGCCUCAAGCCAUCGAACGUGGAUUACAUUGAGUUUGUGUUUGUGGAUGCAGGAGAGCUUCUCCAUACCUUCUGCGUAUCAAAUCAGGGCAUGAUCUUAGUAAAGUGGAUUUGUUCCACCAGAAACACCAACGAUUUGCCUUAGCUCUGUAUAACCUUGUGAUUUAAAAAUACCUACCAAACAUUCUAUGUAGUGUUUCGUCAAACAGCAGGGAUAUGCACUCCUAUCCCCUUCACACACUUGCACAUGCACACAUACGCACACACACAAACACACACACACACAAAACCAAAUAGCUUAAAAGUAUAUAAAAUCUAACCAUCUACAUGAUGGAAUAGGCUAUGAUAAUAGACUGCCUCACAUCUAAUCAUCUUCACACUUGCAUCACACAUCAUGCGUUGCAUGACUUAGUCAAAAUGAACACUUUGUAUUACCCUUCCUUUGUCAUACCAUAUAGAAGCAUUGACUCUGUCUUGUGGUUCAGCAUCCUAUUCUCAUCCUAACCUAACCUCAGAGCAACGCCAUGCCAUUAAAUGUGAGCCAUAAAAAAAAAAAGUUGUAAUGUUGGUUUAUCUCUUGUGACUCUGUUUGAUACCUGAAGCUGUGAAUUAUAUUAUGCAUUGUACUGGAGUGAUCAAAUCGCAUGGACCUCAUCACGGACCUUUCUCAACGGGGCCUCAACUCCCAUUGGUUGUAAUCAGGGGGAUGUGACACUUGUUCCUCUUUCUGGAUGUUGGUUUGAGUCAGAACAUUUAAAUGGAUCCACACACACACACAACCACUACUUUUCGGAUUUUGUGUCUCCAAGGGUUCAGCCGUUUAAGCUGCACUCACUUUAGCGUGUUCUUAUCCAAACUGCCAAGAUGAUUUAACACAUAAGUUGUCAGGCUUUGAUACGUACCUACUGUUAUUGGAAUACUUUAACUUCUGAAUAUUUUCAGGUUGACCAUUGGGGUUAUGGUUUAAAAUGCCUUUCUGACUAGAUUAUCAUUUUCGAGAUGGUUUGUACCAAAGGCUACGGAGCCCUUCAAGUCAUAGUUCAAAACCAGAACUUUUGUUUUCUUGAAAACCAGCAUUUGUUAUCUGUAUAUUUUUUAGCCAACACACAAUCUAGAAUGUGAAAGCUUGACAUAUCAAAGGCUUGCCUUCCAAUCUAAUUUUGGACAAUGUGGUUUCUGCAAGUGACUCUUGGGCGAGCAAGGAAGUACAAACCACAAGCUCAAACUGUGAUUUUUUCUAUUCUGUUUACUCAAGGAACUCUGUCUGCACGGUUCUUAAAUUUGACAUUCUCUCACCAUGGUCAGAUUCAACUGACUCCACUUUAUCCAAUGUCAGGGAUUUUACUUGCAUGUAUAUAAAGCAUGUAUGUAUGUAUAUAUGUCUACGUACAGAUGUCAAAUAUAUAUUGUCCACCAUGCUGAUGAGCCUCAAAGACGUGCUGAGGGAGGGUGGGGGCUGGGAAUCGGAAAAUGCUUUAAUUUUGUAUCUAUUUUUCUGUAACUUAGUAUGCAUUUCCAAUGCAAAACAUCCUUCUAAAAGUGUGUCCUCUCUUGAAUGCCAUACUAAUGGUCACUCAUUUUAUUUAAGGCCUGGUUGACCAUAACAUGGCCUAGCAUAAGAUUCGAGAUCACCGUGACCCUGUAAACUAAAAAUAGUUUGUUAAAGAGUAUAUAUGGGAACCAACCAAUUCCCAACCUGUUUAUAAGCUACUUUUCUUGUUAAAAAAUCCUAUUUGUUAGCAGUUUACAAGUGAAACGUCAAAUAACCUUCUUCAUUUAAAACUUGCCUACAUUAUCCUGACAUUGGGAUUCUGUUCUAUCUGGAAGAAGCCUAGAAAAUACCCUUCCUAAAUACCACCUGAAAAGGUCCCCUAAGAUUGCAUUUAGUUAAAUGGGCUUAUGAUGCACAUAGUCUGGUAAACAUUAUGCUUUCUCUGGUACAGUAUAAUAAAUCCUAAAUGGACUGUACUACACACCCAGGCUAAUCCUCUGCAUGCAUUAUGAAUGAGUUUCGCGCUGGAAUCUCAGCAAUGCAGAGUAGAGGAUUAAAUAAACUAUGGUAAGCUGCGGUAUGGCAAAAUCAAUAUACAUUGAUUAUUGUUUGUUCUCUGAAACGGCAAAAUGUAUACCCUGCAGUGAAUUAUAAGACUGCAAGAGGUGCGUUCAUACAUACACAAGUGCACUAAUAUUAGAAGGAUGUUUUGGUGGUCUUUAGUAUGUAAUGUUCCAAAAUAAAGUUGAAUGUGAUGUUGUAUUGUACAUACGUGUUUCUCUAUGAAAUAAUAUAUCUAUACAUAUUGGUUUUAUAAUAUUCUUGUCAAAUUCUAAUUAUUAUUUAAAUUCUAUUAAGCCUUUUUGUCAGUGAAGAUUCUUAUGCACUGUGAACACAUGAUGACAUAGUAAAGAGUAUAAACUAAAUGUAUACUGUCAUGUAUUUUCUUGAAAAAGAAGAAAGACACAAGGGGGGACUGGUCCUAUCUGGAAGAAGACUAAUCUUACAAAUCUGAAAGAUAAGUCUGGUAUAAGUUAAAUGCAAAUAAAUAAAAACAACC